CAAGAUGAAGACAGAGCGAGCGGGCGACCUACGGGCUCUGAGCUGCCCAACUCUCCAUCACCUACUAUGGCUGCUGGCCGUCUAUACAGAUGUAGUUGAGGUUGUGAACAUCACCAGUCACAUCCAGCACAUCCAUGGAACCUAUGGGAAAUCAGCCCUGCUGUCGGUUCAGUACAGCAGCUCCAGCAGUGACAAACCAGUGGUCAAGUGGCAAGUGAGGAGAGAGAAACCCAUCACUGUAGUGCAGUCUGUUGGCACCGAUAUUAUUGGGAAUUUGCGCCCGGAUUACAAGGAUCGGAUACAGAUCUAUGAAAAUGGCUCACUCCUGAUCAGUAACCUGCUUCUGUCUGAUGAGGGGAUGUAUGAGGUGGAGGUCUCUAUAACGGAUGACACGUUCACCGGAGAAAAAUCCAUCAAUCUCACUGUGGACGUUCCUGUAUCUAAGCCUCGGGUGUCCACUCCUUCAUCUACUGUCUUGGAGCUGACAGAGAACUUCACCAUGAGCUGUGUCCAUGAUAAUGGGACUAAACCACUUUACACCUGGCUGAAGGCUGGGAAGACAUUGACUAAUGACUCCAGGAUUCUCUUGUCCCCUGACCGUCGAGUGAUGACCAUCACCAGAGUCGGAAUAUCUGAUGAUGACAUUUAUAAUUGCCUGGUGGAGAAUCCAGUCAGCAGUGGCCGUAGCGCUCCUAUAAAACUAACUGUUUACAGAAGAAGUUCUUUGUACAUCGUCCUGUCCAUCGGGGGGAUAUUUCUGCUUGUUACAUUGGUCACCGUCUGCGCUUGUUGGAAGCCAUCCAGGAAGGAGAAGCACAAGCUGGAGGCACAGGCAUCAUGUGAAUAUGCAGACCAGGAUCUCCUGAAACAUGAAGUUGAAGUUACUGCACGGACCAUGGAACGAGAGAACAAAAGUCCUGUGACUUUGUACAUCUUAAAGGAUAAGGAAUCUACAGAAGUGGAGGAAGACUCUCCUACAGAAUCAAGGACUGCAUCUGACGCAUCUGGGUCCCCCAGUUACACAAGGAGCAGAUUCCCUGGCCACAGGUACCACCACUCUCCAGUGAGGUCACCACCUGUCAGUAGAGACAAUGGAUCUCCACCCAAAUCUGACGGACCUCGAAGUACUGCCCGGUCACUGCGAACAGCUGGGGUGCACGUUAUCCGUGAACAAGACGAAGAAUGUGCGGUGCAGAGUAACACCUGAGAUGCACAAGAACUGAGGGGGAAGGGGC
This is a messenger RNA of Bufo gargarizans (Asiatic toad), 1235 nucleotides long. It is a transcript of the gene HEPACAM, whose product is annotated as hepatic and glial cell adhesion molecule. NCBI's taxonomy places the organism in Eukaryota, Metazoa, Chordata, Amphibia, Anura, Bufonidae. The record is from RefSeq and is a predicted model, not a curated record. The transcript has 7 exons. Bases 5 to 1207 code for a protein of 400 amino acids.